Molecule: messenger RNA, 2363 nt
Organism: Xenopus laevis (African clawed frog)
Lineage: Eukaryota; Metazoa; Chordata; Amphibia; Anura; Pipidae
Gene: gca.S
Product: grancalcin S homeolog
Exons: 8
Coding region: 129-719 (196 amino acids)
Cellular component (GO): cytoplasm; membrane; endomembrane system
Molecular function (GO): calcium ion binding
Source: RefSeq, a predicted model, not a curated record
AGUAUGACACGGAGUUGGGGGGUACGCUAGUAGCCUGGUGGAGAGAGCACCUCGAUUAGGAAUACAAUUCCCAGAAUUCCGUGGCAAAUUGUACAUCUGACUGUUCGACCUUUUCUGGGUUUGGAAACAUGAAUCCUCACAUGCAGAUGAUGGGACAGACCAUGGCUCCACCGAAUCUGCAAGGUGGAUACUUUGGGCAGCCCCAGUAUCCUGAAGGAGAUCCCUUGUGGGCAUAUUUCCGAGCUGUGGCUGGACAGGAUGGUGAAAUAGAUGCUGAAGAACUACAGAGAUGCUUAACACAGGCUGGAAUCCAUGGCUCCUAUGCUCCUUUCAGCUUGGAGACGUGCCGAAUUAUGCUUGCCAUGUUAGAUAGGGAUCAUACUGGCAAGAUGGGAUUCAAUGAGUUCAAAGAACUGUGGGGGGCCUUGAAUGCCUGGAAGCAAAAUUUCUGUACAUUUGAUCAGGACAGAAGUGGAACAGUGGAGCCGCAUGAGUUAAAUCAAGCUAUCUUCGCAAUGGGUUACAGGUUAUCUCCUCCAACAUUGAACUCUAUUGUAAAACGUUACAGCAAAGAUGGCCGAAUUUUUUUUGAUGACUAUGUAGCUUGCUGUGUGAAGCUGCGUGCAUUAACAGAUGUGUUUAGGAGGAGAGACGGCAUGCAGCAAGGAUAUGUGCAUUUUAUAUAUGAUGAUUUUUUGCAGUGCAUCAUGACAAUCUGAAUCCUGUCCAGGCAAAUCGUGAAGAAUGGCAUUAUAACCCAACAUGAAGGAACUGAGCAUCAUAGCUGUGAAUUUGGGCCAUCAUCUUUCAUUUUGUAAAGCAUCUGCAGGUGCAUAAUAUUAGACUCUGGAUAUCCCUCACAUACACACACACACGCACUGCUAUUGUGUAUUGUUUGAAAAACAGCAGCCAACUCUUAACAUAGAAAAUUGUCGUUUAACCCUUUGCCAGUUCUCUGAUACAUACAGUUAAAGGAUCGAUUCUAUUGAAGGCCAGAAAGCUCCACAAUGCAGCAGCCACUUGUCCUUAAUGUAUAUUGCUUUGCUUCUCUAAUAAUAAGUGUGUCGUUGAUGUGAUGCUAAUUAUGUGAACAUAAAUCAAUGUUGGUGAAAAAUUGUUCUUUAAUGUUUUUGUAGUAGCUUUAAGGCACAGUGCUCCCAUUAUCGGAACUAUUAUUAUGGCUAAUAAAUCCCUUACAUUGACCAAUUUGCAGUCAGGCAGCCCUAGCUAACGGAAAGCAACAAUUUCAGUUUAUACAUGAUUUUGUUCAAUUUGGCUUAAAUCUUUGGCCGAAUCUCCAGUUGAGGAUUCUGUUUUUUUUUACAUACCUAUUUAUUUUGCUUCAUUGUGAGAAAUUGAUGUCCGUUAUCAGCUUGGUGUUCUAAACCUAUUGCGUUUAGUAGAACCUGCUGUUUAAUCACGUUGUGCUUUUUCACAAUUCUAGAAAUAUGGUAGUGAAUACAUGUAUGUGCAUAUUCUACUCUGAAAAACUAAGUGCUUGUGAGUUUAACAGCACAUUCAGGUCAUUUAAUAUUAAAGGGACAACACUGUUUUAAAAUGAGUGCUGUUCCCAGGGCCUUAAUUCCUUGCCACUAUUUUCAGGGCUAGGGCAGCCUUGGCUUCUAAGCCCCAGCUUGGGUAGGAUAAGGUAGAAUCCACUUUAUUUGGUGGGGUUGCCAAAGAGCUGAUUUUAUGCAGUCUGGCCAAAAAUAUCCAGGGCCCCUGGGAAAAACCUAAUGGGGUCCUAAAAAUACAAGUCUGGAGAGGACUGCAUUCAUUUGCAACAGGCAGGUUUUUUUUUAGCCAGCUGGGAAGGCCCCAUACAUGGGCUGUAUUGGCAGCUUUUAUCUGCCAUUGUGUGGCCACCUUAAGGCUAGGUAUCUGGGCUUCUGUAGCUUAGAAAGUACAGUGAUUGGAAUAAAGGUAUCAUUUUACAAUAAGUCAAUUUUAGAAUUGUAUUGGUAUGGCUUUAAGACACAGGGAUACACUUUGCAGUCGGGUGUUGCUCACCAUAUAAUCACUUUGAAUUGGUGGGGUUAGUAGAACGUCUCCUGUGUUGAGGCAGUAUCAUUUUUCAAUAGGUCAGAAGUGAACCGAGAAAUUGUUCCACCGUUUACCUUUAGAACCGAAAAUGUUUCCCAGUCUCUGCUACACAAACAAAACCUUCUGGGAAUGUUAAGGCUUCAUCAUGAUUCAUUAUCGUUCUUGUACUUGAUGUAUUUUGCCAUACAGUUUUUUUUUUUGUUUUUUUAAAUAAAGUAUUUCUACAGUUAACUGAUUGGCACCAUUGUUAUAAUGUCUUCUUUCUGCAACAAACACAAAUAAUAUUGCAAAUACUGAAUAAAUUCUUCUACAUUCAGUUA